Camponotus floridanus (Florida carpenter ant) is the source of this 2255-nucleotide messenger RNA. RefSeq names its product ribosomal protein S6 kinase beta-1. The transcript has 4 exons. Gene Ontology annotation, biological process: signal transduction; protein phosphorylation. The record is from RefSeq and is a predicted model, not a curated record. The coding region runs from base 230 to 1660 and encodes 476 amino acids. NCBI's taxonomy places the organism in Eukaryota, Metazoa, Arthropoda, Insecta, Hymenoptera, Formicidae. Gene Ontology annotation, molecular function: ATP binding; protein serine/threonine kinase activity.
UAUAUUGGAACGUUACGUCGAAUUUAAUAUCAAUCUCAAAUACAGGUUAUUUUCAAGCGUGUAUUUGCAAUUAUAUAUGUGAUUUUUAGAGGACUUCUUAAAACUUGGGUAGACGUAUAUUUAUAGAGCUUAUGUACAGAUUUUCUCACAUAAUAUUGCCUGUAGUAAAACAUGGCGAAUUAAAAAUACGUCUUCUUUGUAAUUUUCCGAUGACUUUGACGUAUUGAGAAUGGCAGGAGUAUUCGACAUUGAAUUGCAUGAAGGAGAUGCCACAAAACAAGACGAAUCAGAUGAUGAAAUAAUCGAAAACAGAGAGGAGGAAUAUAAUCAUGCUGCAACUGUAAGCACUAUAUUAGAAUCUGAAAAUUUGGAGAGAGUUCAAUUAUCUGAACAAAAUGUAAAUCCUGGUCAAGAAAAGGCUGGUCCACAAGAUUUUGAAUUAUGCAAAAUCUUAGGAGAGGGUGGUUAUGGAAAGGUCUUUCAAGUUAGAAAAGUUACUGGAAAAGAUAAAGGCAGUAUUUUUGCUAUGAAAGUACUGCGUAAAGCAUCUAUUAUAAGAAAUCAGAAAGAUACUGCUCAUACUAAAGCUGAGAGAAAUAUUUUGGAAGCUGUAAAACAUCCAUUUAUUGUCAAUCUUAUGUAUGCGUUCCAAACUGGUGGUAAAUUAUAUUUGAUAUUGGAAUAUCUAUGUGGUGGCGAACUUUUUACAUACCUCGAUCGAGAAGGUAUUUUCUUAGAAGACACAGCCUGUUUCUAUUUAUCUGAAAUUAUAUUAGCGCUACAACAUCUUCACAAUCAGGGAAUUAUAUACAGAGACUUGAAACCAGAGAAUAUUUUAUUAGAUGCUGAAGGUCAUGUUAAAUUAACAGAUUUUGGUCUUUGCAAAGAACAUAUACAAGAAGGCACAGUGACACAUACAUUUUGUGGAACAAUAGAAUACAUGGCUCCAGAGAUUUUAACUCGGAGUGGUCAUGGUAAGGCAGUGGAUUGGUGGAGUUUAGGUGCAUUGAUGUUUGAUAUGCUUACAGGAAUGCCACCAUUUACUGGUGAUGACAGGAGAAAAACUAUCGAAAAAAUUUUACGAGGAAAACUAAGUCUUCCACAGUACCUAACACCAGACGCUCGAGAUCUUAUACGGAAACUCUUGAAGAGGCAAGUUGUUCAAAGAUUGGGCUCUGGUUUAGAAGACGCCGAGCAAAUUAAGAACCAUAACUUUUUCAAACAUAUCAAUUGGCAGGACGUAAUUGCACGGAAAUUGGAUCCGCCAUUUAAACCGUCAUUGAAAAGCGCUGACGAUACAUCGCAAUUUGACGAACAAUUCACAGCGACCGUGCCGGUUGAUUCACCAGUUGAAAGCACUCUCAGUGAAUCUGCGAAUAUGAUAUUUCAGGGGUUUACAUAUGUGGCACCGAGUGUGCUGGAAGAAAUGUAUGCGCAACCGAAAGUCAUAAACGCUAGAAGUCCACGUAGGACAUUGUUGAAUAAUACUGGCUUUGGUGCAGCAACUGGUUUACAGAGUUUCUCUUCGUCUAAAUCGAUGGACGUUCAUCUGCAUCCAUCAUUAGAUUUUCAACAGCAGCACAGACAACAUAUAAUGGAGUCCAAUAGUAUAGAGGACACUGAAAUGAUAGAUCUUGGCCAGCCACCAAAUCAUUUAUAGUGCUGCAACGCAUUGUGCACAAACUAUCAACUUUCUGGUGUGAAUUAUGAACGGAAGAAAUAUAGUCCAUAAAUCUGUUAUAUCGUUCACGCUUAUGUGACGAUAAAUGACGAACAUAAUUUAGAGCACAAAUUCACAAUAUUAUAUAUAGUAAAAAAAUAAAUAAUAAAUUUAGGCGGCCUCCUAAUAUCGCAAUAUGUUUGCACAUGCGACUUAAGCUAUGUUCCCAUAUACUGUCAAUACAAAAAAUCUAUAAUAUACAUAAUGUAAACUACAGAUUUUUCCAGUACUAACAAUUUAUAUAGAAACCCUGAUAUAUAGAUUAUUUUGGAAUAGCCAAAUGUUUGCAAUACAAAAAAACGAAUAUCUUUUUGUUAUGUAAAUACACGUCAAGCACAUUCUUUAAAAAACAAAUUUACAGCAUUAAUGAAAUAUUUACAAACAAAAUGCAGUUUAAAUCCAAAGAUUAUAUUAAUAGUGUAAUGCAAAUACCAUAUCAUAUCGUUCAUUAUAAUUGGCUAACAAUAGAAUUUCGAAUAGUACAGGAACAAGUUUAUAUAAAAUGACGAGUGCUUCUAACAUAUUAAAAUAAAAU